AUGGAGGGUCUCCGCCGCGUCUAUCUCUUCGGAGACCAGACGGGUGAUUUUGAUGCCGGUCUACGUCGUCUGUUACAUGCUAAGAACAGUUCGCUCGUGACGGCAUUUUUUCAAAAGUGCUUCUUUGCUCUCCGCCGGGAGAUCACGAAGCUCCCUCCUUCUCGGCGACAGAUUUUCCCGCGGUUCACUAGCAUUGUCGACUUACUCGCACGGUAUCGUGAGUCAGGUGUAAACCCGGCUCUGGAAAGUGCCCUGACAUGCAUCUAUGAGUUGGGCUGUUUUAUCAACUAUUAUGGCGAUCUCGGCCAUGCAUAUCCUUCGGGUUCCGACUCUGUCAUUGUCGGUCUAUGCACUGGCCUCCUACCUUCGGCUGCUGUGAGCUGCUCGAAAACCGUGGGAGAGUUGAUUCCAGUCGCUGUCGAGACAGUAGUGCUCGCUCUGCGGCUUGGGCUCUGUGUUCACUCGGUUCGAAAGCUGGUGGACAGAGGAACAUCAAGCUCGUCGAGCUGGUCGGCGUUGGUUUCUGGAAUUGGCGAAGGUGAAGCCCUGGAUAAGAUCCGCGGAUUUUCCGGCCAGAAGGCCAUUCCUCCUUCUUCGCAGCCGUAUAUUAGCGCUGUCUCCGCUAAUGGGGUUACCAUCAGUGCACCUCCAUCGACGCUUGAUCAGCUCAUCCAAACGAGUUUGUCAAAGGAUCACAAGCUCGUGAGAGCUCCAAUUCAUGGUCCUUAUCAUGCGACACAUCUAUACGACGCACGCGAUGUGGAUAGGGUCCUUGAUUCCUGGCCGAAGGAUACGUUCUCCAGCUACGUACCUCAAAUUCCUGUGCUUUCGAGCAACACCGGCAGUGCGAUUGACGCAGAGGCCAUUUAUGUGCUUUUGAGGGCAUCUGUGGAAGAGAUCCUUUUGCGACAGUUGUGCUGGGACAAAGUCACCGAGUCGUGCGUAUCGAGACUUAAGGAUAACGCCAGUUCCGCAUGCACACUGGUGCCAAUCUCGAGCUCUGCGAUUCAGAGCCUCCACACGACCCUCAAAAAGGCUGGUGUCACAAAUAUCGAUGUGGACAGCGCUCUUGGGGAUAUUCCGAACGAACCCAAUGGCUUCAGCACCACCGGCAGAUCUGAACACUCCAAUAUUGCCAUCAUCGGUUAUUCUGGACGCUUCCCUGAGGCCACAGAUCCUGAGGAGUUUUGGGACCUUCUGUACAAGGGCCUCGAUGUGCACCGGGAAGUACCUGUGGACCGUUGGGAUAUCAAAACCCAUGUUGACCCGACUGGGAAAACGAGGAACACGAGCAAGAUCCCCCACGGAUGCUGGAUUAACGAGCCCGGCUUAUUCGACCCGCGCUUCUUCAACAUGUCUCCCCGUGAAGCCUUGCAGGCCGAUCCUGCCCAGCGAAUUGCAUUGCUUACGGCAUAUGAAGCUCUUGAAAUGGCAGGUUUCGUUCCCGACAGCACGCCUUCCACCCAGAAGAAUCGAGUCGGUAUCUUUUACGGAAUGACCAGUGACGACUACCGUGAGAUCAACAGUGGUCAAGACAUCGACACCUAUUUCAUUCCGGGAGGCAACCGUGCUUUCACACCAGGACGAAUCAACUACUUCUUCAAAUUCAGUGGUCCUAGCGUCAGUGUCGAUACUGCCUGUUCCUCCAGUCUUGCCGCUAUUCACUUGGCCUGCAAUUCCAUCUGGAGAAAUGACUGUGACUCCGCCCUGGCUGGUGGUGUCAACAUCCUGACCAACCCUGACAACCAUGCAGGUCUGGAUCGCGGUCAUUUCCUUUCGACUACUGGCAACUGCAAUACUUUUGAUGAUGGUGCCGAUGGGUAUUGCAGAGCAGAUGGUGUGGGUACUGUCAUUCUGAAGAGACUCGAGGAUGCGCAAGCGGACAACGACCCGAUCUUGGGUAUCAUCAACGGCGCAUAUACGAACCACUCCGCAGAGUCUGUGUCGAUUACCCGUCCUCACUCUGGUGCGCAGGCAUUCAUCUUCGACAAGCUGCUCAACGAAUCCAAUGUCGACUCCAAAGAUGUCAGCUAUAUUGAGAUGCAUGGCACUGGCACGCAGGCUGGCGAUGCAGUCGAAAUGCAAUCAGUCCUCGAUACCUUCGCUCCUGAUUAUCGCCGUGGCCCCACGCAGUCCCUUCAUCUUGGCUCCGCUAAGGCGAAUAUUGGCCAUGGCGAAUCGGCCUCCGGUGUCACUGCUCUAAUAAAGGUGCUUCUAAUGAUGCAGAAGAACCUCAUUCCUCCCCAUUGUGGUAUCAAGACCAAAAUCAACCACAACUUUCCCACCGACUUGCAGCAGCGCAAUGUGCACAUCGCCUUCCAGCCAACUCCUUGGAACAGACCCCAGUCCGGAAAGCGGAUGACCUUUGUCAACAACUUCUCAGCAGCUGGUGGUAACACUGCUCUUCUGCUGGGAGACGGUCCUGAGACUACUCAGCGCGACGUCCAGGAUUCCCGAGACGUUCACAUGGUGACUGUCUCGGCAAGGUCUCAGAGCGCCCUCAGGAACAACAUCAACGCUCUUGUGAAGUACAUCGAAAUCUCGGCAAAGUCUUUCGAGGUGAACGAACCCAAUCUCCUAGCCAACCUGUCAUAUACCACCACUGCUCGUCGUUUCCACCACUCUUUCCGUGUUUCUGCUACUGGAUCGUCCUUGAAGGAACUUAGUGAGAAUCUUGCUGCGACAGCUCGUCCCGAGAGUUUCAGCCCGGUUCCCGCGAACGCUCCCAAUGCAGGGUUUGUUUUCACUGGCCAGGGAGCCCAAUACACUGGCAUGGGCAAGCAGCUCUACGAGAGUUGCGCAGAGUUCCAAAUUGCUAUCCAGCACUUCGAUCACAUUGCGCACAGCCAAGGAUUCCCGUCGAUUCUUCCCCUUGUCGAUGGAAGUGUUCCCGUGGAAGAGUUGAGUCCUGUUGUCGUUCAACUCGGAACUACUUGCGUGCAGAUGGCCCUGGCCGACCACUGGAUCUCGUUGGGCGUGGAGCCAGCUUUCGUUAUUGGACACAGCCUUGGUGACUACGCUGCCCUGAACGUUGCCGGUGUACUGACGCCUAGUGAUACGAUUUACCUUUGUGGUCGUCGGGCGCAACUUCUCACGGAACAGUGCAAGAUUGGAACCCAUGCCAUGCUUGCCAUGAAGGCUCCUCUCCUUCAACUCAAGGAACACAUGGACGAGGCCGUGCAUGAGGUUGCCUGCAUCAACGGCCCUGUGGAAACCGUCAUCAGUGGUCUGAAUGACGACAUUGACAAUUUGGCCCAGAAGCUCUCGGGUGCGACCAUCAAGUCGACUAAGCUGAAGGUGCCGUUUGCCUUCCACUCGUCCCAGGUUGACCCUAUUCUUGCAGGCUUGGAGGUAGUUGCGCAGGGCGUUACUUUCAACAAGCCGUCUAUCCCGUUCGUUUCGGCCUUGCUUGGUGAAGUCAUCUCGGAAUCCAACUCUGAUGUCCUUGGAGCCAAGUACCUCGCACGCCACUGCCGCGAGACCGUCAACUUCCUCGGUGCCCUUGAGGCUACCAGACAUGGCAAGCUAAUGAACGACAAGACCGUCUGGGUUGAGAUUGGCUCUCACACCAUCUGCUCGGGAAUGGUUAAGGCGACGCUGGGUCCUCAAACGACCACCGUUGCUUCCCUCCGACGCGAGGAGAACACAUGGAAGGUUCUCGCGAACAGCUUGUCGACUAUCUAUUUGGCUGGUAUUGACCUUCACUGGAAACAAUACCACCAAGCGUUUAGCUCCCUUCACCAAGUUCUUCGGUUACCCGCCUACAACUGGGACCUCAAGAACUACUGGAUUCCUUACACCAACGACUUCUGUCUCACUAAGGGGACGCCUGCCAGUGCUCCUGCUGAGGCCGCGCCUGAGUCUACGUACUUGACAACUGCUGCGCAGAAGAUCAUUGAGACUCGGAAUGAGGGAACGAUCGCCACUGUGGUUAUUGAGAACAGUGUCGCCAAUCCGGAGUUGAGCCGUGUUAUCCAGGGCCACAGGGUCAAUGGAGCUGCUCUUUGUCCUUCGUCUCUCUACGCGGAUAUUGCCCAGACUCUUGGAGAGUACUUGAUCGAGAAGUACAAGCCUGAGUUCAAGGGCACGGGUCUCGAUGUUUGCGACGUGGCGAUCACAAAGCCUCUCAUCGCAAAGACCGGCCAAGAGCUCUUCCGCGUUUCUGCUACCGCCAACUGGGAGGAGAAGAACGUCACUCUGCAGGUGUACUCUGUCAACCCCGACGGCAAGAAGAUCCUCGAGCACGGAGCCCUCCUCGUCAAGUUCUUCGACUGCAACGCCGUCCAGCUCGAAUGGAAGCGCCAGACCUAUCUGAUCAAGCGGAGCAUCGAACGCCUCCAAGAAAGCGCAGAAGAAGGCGAUGCCCACCGCAUGAAACGCGGAAUGGUCUACAAGCUCUUCGCCGCUCUGGUUGACUACGACGAUAACUUCCGAUCGAUUCGUGAGGUGAUCCUCGACAGCGAGCAGAGCGAAGCUACUGCGCUUGUCAAGUUCCAGGCUCCUCCUGGAGACUUCCACCGCAACCCGUUCUGGAUUGACAGCUGUGGUCACUUGUCUGGAUUCGUCAUGAAUGCCAAUGAUGCGACGGACUCGAAGAACCAGGUGUUUGUUAACCACGGAUGGGACUCGAUGCGUUGCGUGAAGAAGUUCUCGCCGGAUAUCACUUACCGCACUUACGUGAGGAUGCAGCCCUGGCAAAACAGCAUCUGGGCAGGUGAUGUCUGGAUAUUCGAUGACAGUGAUGAGGUUGUCGGCGUGUUUGGGUGUGUCAGGUUCCAAGCGUUGCCACGCAAGAUCCUCGAUACUGUGCUUCCUCCCGCUGGAGCAUCCAAGCCCGCUCCCUCUAAGCCCGCUCAGCGCGCAUCCAUUGAUGUCAAGAAGUCGAAUGUUGGAGUCGAGAAGAAUACCCGUCCACAACCCACCAAGUCCUCCGGGCCGAGUAUCAUUACUCGCGCACUGAGAAUCCUCGCGUCGGAGGUUGGAUUGUCGGAGUCUGAGAUGUCCGACGACAUGGUCUUCGCAGACUACGGUGUAGACUCUCUCCUUUCGCUGACCGUCACUGGCAGAUAUCGUGAAGAGCUUGACAUUGAUCUGGAAUCUUCUGUCUUCAUUGACCAGCCCACAGUCAAGGAUUUCAAGCGCUUCGUUGCCCAGAUGAGCCCCGCUGAUACUAGCGAGGGAUCACCAAGUGAGUCCGAUUCGAGCUCGGUACUCGGUGACUCUUCUUCGACGGAACUUUCCAGUGCAGGAUCCCCAGGUAUCAUUUCUCCCCCGAACGAGAAGGUCUCGCGAGUCGAGAUGAACGAUAGCUUGAAGGAGAUCAAGAUUAUCCUUAUGGAGGAGAUUGGUGUCUCAGAGGGUGAUAUCACACCAGAGGCCAACCUAGGAGAGAUGGGAAUGGACUCGUUGCUCUCCCUGACGGCUCUUGGUAGGAUUCGGGAGACGCUGGACUUGGAUCUUCCUGGUGACUUCUUCAUCGAACACCAGACUCUCGACGACAUCGCCACGGUCCUGAACUUGAAGCCAAAGCAAGCCCCCACUCCGACUCCUGUCCCUGAACCGAUCAAGCUACCUGGAUCUGUGCAAGAUAUGACGCCCAAGGUCAGCUCGUCCACCGAAAUCCAGCACCCUCCCGCAACCUCGAUCCUGCUUCAAGGAAACCCGAAGACCGCCACAUCGACAUUGUUCCUGUUCCCUGACGGCUCUGGCUCCGCCACAUCCUACGCCACAAUCCCUGGUGUCUCUCCUGACGUCUGCGUCUACGGCCUGAACUGUCCCUACAUGAAAACACCCGAGAACCUCAAAUUCGGCCUCGACGAGAUCACCAAGCCCUAUCUGAAGGAAAUCCGCCGCCGCCAGCCAAAGGGUCCCUAUAGCUUCGGUGGCUGGUCGGCAGGAGGUAUCUGUGCCUACGACGCCGCGCGCUACCUCAUCCUCGAGGAAGGCGAGCAAGUCGACCGCCUUCUUCUUCUCGACAGCCCCUUCCCCAUUGGUCUCGAGAAACUGCCGCCCCGUCUCUACAGCUUCUUCAACACAAUCGGUCUCUUUGGUGAUGGCAAGACACCGCCACCUAAGUGGCUGCUUCCUCACUUCCUCUCCUUUAUCGACUCCCUGGAUGCAUAUAAGGCCGUUCCAUUCCCAUUCUCAGAUCCUGCGCUCGGCAAGAAGACUCCUAAGACCUUCCUCGUCUGGGCUAAGGAUGGUGUCUGUCCGAACGAGGACAGCCCCUAUCCCCCGCCAGCAGAGGACGGCAGCCCCGAUCCAAGGGAAAUGACUUGGUUGCUUAACAACCGGACGGACCUGGGUCCUAAUAAGUGGGAUACACUGGUUGGACAGGAGAAUAUUGGUGGGGUAACUGUUAUCGAGGGUGCGAAUCAUUUCAAUAUGACCCGGGGAGAAGCUGGGAAGGAGUUGGCGAAGUUUAUGGCGAAUACCAUGGCAAGCUGA
Molecule: messenger RNA, 6447 nt
Organism: Aspergillus glaucus CBS 516.65
Lineage: Eukaryota; Fungi; Ascomycota; Eurotiomycetes; Eurotiales; Aspergillaceae
Gene: pksP
Product: polyketide synthase alb1
Exons: 5
Coding region: 1-6447 (2148 amino acids)
Biological process (GO): fatty acid biosynthetic process; secondary metabolite biosynthetic process
Molecular function (GO): 3-oxoacyl-[acyl-carrier-protein] synthase activity; phosphopantetheine binding; fatty acid synthase activity
Source: RefSeq, a predicted model, not a curated record